Symbiodinium pilosum is the source of this 393-nucleotide messenger RNA. Lineage: Eukaryota; Dinophyceae; Suessiales; Symbiodiniaceae. The record is from the annotation of a GenBank genome assembly.
GAAGAUGCUGCGCAAAGUCCCGCGGCGCAAAAUCCUGCUGCGCAAAGUCCCGCAGCACAGAGUCCCCCAGAGCCUGGCAUUGCCAAAUCUACAGCAGCAACUGCAGCAGAUGGUCAGCGAAAGGAUGCGGCAACCUCAGCGAAAUACGUCAUGGGAGAAGCCGAAACCAAUGACUGUCCACCUGGCAGCAAGCCUCUGGAGGAAUCAGAUGAGUGUGAAGUUGCGGCGAGCAACCUUGGGAAGACCUAUCAAGGGGAGGGCAAUCCGGCAGAGAUUGAUCCGAAAGGAUGCAUCUUCCGGAUUCCGGACCAGGAUGUGUAUUGGAACACGCACGAAACAGGUGCCCCGCAUCCGGCCCGGCAGCCCAUUUGCCGAGAAGCCCUGACCGCCUGA